AUGGCCGGAAUCUCAAAGAAGGCUUCGAUUUUUCCAGUUGGUUUUAGGUUUGAUCCAAACGAUUUGGGGUUGGUGAGGCGUUAUCUUCGCAACAAGGUCGAUCAUAAGGUGGACGGGUUCUUAACAACGUUGGAUGUGUACGCCGACGUGCCGUGGCGUCUUGAGCCCGUAGACAACCCUCUGUUCAAGAAAAAGGAAUGGUACUACUUUGUUGAGAGGAUCAGAAGAGGUGGCAAGACACCGAAGCGGACCGUACCGGCAAGAGGAGACAGCGAAGGCGGCACUUGGAAAAGCACAGGUGCCAAAACGGCUAUCGUGGACGGGAACAAGAAGGUGUGGGGUUACAAGCAGAGUCUCGUGUUCAACAAGAAAGUCAAGGGAAAGCCAGUCAAAACUGAUUGGCUCAUGACCGAAUAUUCCCUAAACAAGGACGUUCACGACAAUACGGUCUUGUGUUGGAUCCGAGACAAGACCGAGAAGAAAGGCAAACCAGGGUACGUUGACCAGGUGCCUCAGGUGGCAAACAACAUCGUACCGUACCAAGUGCAAGAACAUGAAGUUGCUUUAACCGUUUCUGCUAGUGGGCCUGAGAUGAUGACGUUAGAGGGAGAGCAUAGUCAGGUCACUCAACAGCAACACCAGCAAGAUACACCGAAUGUUCCUCAUCAUCUUCCAACCCAAGUUUCAGAUUUUGAGACGUUUAUGCAUGGCAACAACAACAACAACAACGUCAUGAUGACGUAUGUGGUAGAGCAAUAUCAACAGCCACAGCAGUGUGCACCGAUUGUUCCUCGUGUUCUUCAAAGCCAAAUUUCAGAUUUUGAGACGAUGAUGCAUGGCAACAACAACAACCACAACAACGUCAUGACGAUGACGAAUGGGGGAGAACAAUAUCAAUACCAACCGCACCAGCAAUAUACACCGAUUGUUACUCCUUGUCUUCAAGGCCAAGAUUUAGGAUAUGAGAUGGUGAUGCAUGGCAACAACGACAACAACAACAACGACAACAACAACAACGCCAUGAUGAUGACGGAUGGGGGAGAACAAUAUCGAUAUCAACAUCCACAGCAAUAUACACCGAGUGAUCCUCUUCUUCAAAGCCAAGAUUUAGAAUUGGAGUCGAUGAUGCAUAGCAACAACAUCCUCAUGAGGACGAUGUAUGAAGAAGAACUACAUCAACAACAGCAGCAGCAAUAUGCACCGAUUGUUCCUCCUCCUCCUCAAAGCCAAGAUCCAGGAUUUGCGACGAUGAUCGUGAAUAGCAACAACAACUACAACAAAAACGACAUGAUGAUGGAUGAGGGAGAACAAAAUCAACAACAACAACAACCUCAUGAUGACGAUUUAGGUUCCCAUGGCUUGGACAUGGCUGGUGAAGACCGUUACUUUACUUACGACGAACUCUUCAACACGGAAGGUGGCACCACUGAAGAACACGUAAAAGUAGAAGAAGCGCAAGAAUAA
Microthlaspi erraticum is the source of this 1464-nucleotide messenger RNA. NCBI's taxonomy places the organism in Eukaryota, Viridiplantae, Streptophyta, Magnoliopsida, Brassicales, Brassicaceae. The record is from the annotation of a GenBank genome assembly.